Messenger RNA from Hemiscyllium ocellatum (epaulette shark), 966 nucleotides. RefSeq names its product probable G-protein coupled receptor 139. NCBI's taxonomy places the organism in Eukaryota, Metazoa, Chordata, Chondrichthyes, Orectolobiformes, Hemiscylliidae. Gene Ontology annotation, molecular function: G protein-coupled receptor activity. Bases 1 to 966 code for a protein of 321 amino acids. Gene Ontology annotation, biological process: G protein-coupled receptor signaling pathway. Gene Ontology annotation, cellular component: membrane. The record is from RefSeq and is a predicted model, not a curated record. The transcript has 2 exons.
AUGCACGGGCCAGUGAAAGGAUUGUUUUAUGCUAUUUGCUACCCCAUUAUCGCUGCUGUUGGUUUCCCAGCCAACUUGGUGUCAAUUAUAAUACUAUCCCGAGGACGGUGUGGGCUCUCCAAAUGUGUAACCUACUAUCUAGUGGCAAUAGCUGUGUCCGAUUUUUUUGUCAUCAUCACUGGGUGCAUCCUAAAUCGGAUCAGCCGCAUCUACUUUAUUUACAGCGUAUUGUCCACUACCUCUGUAUGCAAACUGAGCACAAUCCUGGCCCGCUGCAGCCGAGAGGGCUCAGUCUGGCUGACUGUGGCCUUCACAUUCGACCGUUUUGUGUCCAUCUGCUGCCAGAGCCUGAAGAUUGGAUACUGCACCGUGAAAAUUGCGUCGCUGCUCAUUGGAAUGACCUGCAUCCUGAGUUGUGUCAAAAACUUCCCUUUAUACAAUAUCCUCAAACCUUUAUAUAUUCUGAAUGGUCUACCCUGGUUAUGUGACAUCAAAUCCAUCUUUUUUACUUUACCUGCCUGGCAGGCCUAUGAUUGGAUGGAACACAUUUUAACCCCCAUUCUCCCUUUUCUCCUCAUUCUGCUGCUUAAUGCCUUGACUGUACGGCAUAUCCUGGCCGCCAGCAAAGCAAGGAAGAAACUUCGAAAUGUUGAGUCUGGUCGAGACCCAGAGGUGGAAAGUCGCAGGAGAUCCAUCAUCCUGCUCUUUGCCAUCUCGGUCAGCUUCCUGCUGCUGUGGGCCACCGAAGUGGGACAUUUCUUCCUCGUACGGUUUAAAGGUGAUACAGACUUCAACGGCCUGGAUUUCCAAAACGUUGACUACAUCUUGCAAGAGACCAAUAACAUGUUCCAGCUACUUAGUUCCUGCAACAACGUAUUCAUUUAUGCAGUAUCUCAGAGUAGGUUCCGUAGGGAGCUCCAGAAGAUUCUCAUGUGUCCUUUCACCAUACUCACAGUAAAAUUGUAG